AUGUGUGAAUACUUCAACACAUUUAUUGAAACUGAGAACUUCUACAGUUACACUCUUCACAUUUUGACAUUUUUUGAAAUCCUAAUCAAUUCAUUCGUCGCUUUCUGUAUCCUUUUCAAAACUCCGAAAAAUAUGAUAUCAGUUAUUCCAAGUAUGAUAAUUUUGCAUUUUACAAGCACAAUACUUGAUUUAUAUCUGAGUCUUUUAACAUGUCCAUUCAUUUUUCUACCGUAUGCAGCUGGAUAUCCACUUGGGUUAUUUAAGUAUUUAGGAGUUCCAACAUCAAUUCAAGUUUAUUUUGGAGUCACUUUUAUUGGAGAUACGUUUUUGGGAAUCUUUUGGUGA
This is a messenger RNA of Caenorhabditis angaria, 345 nucleotides long. The record is from the annotation of a GenBank genome assembly. Lineage: Eukaryota; Metazoa; Nematoda; Chromadorea; Rhabditida; Rhabditidae.